Messenger RNA from Brassica oleracea var. oleracea, 707 nucleotides. Its product is annotated as protein CAJ1. NCBI's taxonomy places the organism in Eukaryota, Viridiplantae, Streptophyta, Magnoliopsida, Brassicales, Brassicaceae. Bases 68 to 484 code for a protein of 138 amino acids. Gene Ontology annotation, molecular function: protein-folding chaperone binding; protein folding chaperone. The transcript is spliced from 6 exons. The record is from RefSeq and is a predicted model, not a curated record. Gene Ontology annotation, cellular component: cytoplasm; nucleus.
AAAAAAGAACAGGAAAGUCGAUCGUCUCUCUCUCUCUUGGGCGAAUCGUUUCGUGGGACGCGGGAAAAUGCAGGAGGAGGAAGCCAAGAUCUUGCUGGGCUUUCCUCCCAACUCUCUUCCUGAUCCUUCUCAGGUUAAAGCAGCGUACCGGAAGAAAGUGUGGGAAUCACAUCCUGACCUGUUCCCCGAUGAUCAGAAGCUCCAUGCUGAGUCUAUGUUCAAAUCUAUAUCUGAAGCUUACUCUUGCCUUGAGUCAGGUGAUGUUAAAGGCCAACACUAUUCCAGAUCAGGUGGGUAUUCGAGGGUGGUCAAGACGGGAGUCCCACGGACAUAUGCAUAUGCCAAAAGAGGUAACGCGUGGUUGAUCGGUGCACCUUUUCUUUUGAUCGUCCUUGGAACCAUCGGCCUUGGUGGUGUCAAAGCUAACAGGGCGUACAAUAUGCAAAAACAGACGUUCCCCUCUCAUAAUCCGUUCCUCCCUUGAUUCAUUCAGUCUCUCUCUUUCAACCAAAAAAAAAAAGCAUUUGAAUCAGAGAGCAGCCAACAGGGAUGUCAAGUUAGAGUUAACUCUUAUAAGAUUUGAAGUCCUAGGAAUUUGGGGGUUAUCUGUUUGGUGAUUCCUAUACUUGUUGUAAUUUUAAUGGCAUACACAAGACACCAACUUCUGUACAUUGUAAUAUUGUAUUAUAAUACUUGAUUCAUUGAGA